GAUCGCACGUCCUCUUCGGCCUCAAAAAUGGGGAUUGAUAUCAGACACAAGCAUAAAAAGAAGGACUACCGUCGGGAGCCAGUGUCUCAGAACCUGUACAUCAGGUUGCUUGUGAAGCUCUACCGUUUCCUGGCCCGCCGUACUAAUGCACCCUUCAAUAAGGUCGUCCUCAAGAGACUAUGUAUGAGCCGUAAAAAUCGUCCCCCAUUGGCACUUUCUCGUAUCAUCCGCAAGAUGAAAGCUUCAGGUAUUGAUGGCAAGACUGUGGUCGUCGUUGGUACUGUCACUGAUGAUGCCAGGAUCUUUGAGAUUCCAGCUCUCAAGAUUUGUGCCCUUCGUUUUACCGAAACUGCUCGUGCCAGGAUCCUGAAAGCAGGUGGAGAAGUCAUGACCUUUGACCAACUGGCUCUGCGUGCCCCACUUGGACAGAACACAGUACUUUUGCAAGGACCAAGAAAGGCAAGAGAAGCUGAGAGGCAUUUUGGCCGUGCCCCUGGUGUUCCCCACAGCAAUACUAAGCCAUAUGUAAGAUCCAAGGGACGAAAGUUUGAACGUGCUCGUGGCCGCCGYAAGAGCCGCGGCUACAAGGUGUAAAAUACUAAACCACCAAAAGACAAUAAAUUUAUUUGAAUGUA
Molecule: messenger RNA, 635 nt
Organism: Exaiptasia diaphana
Lineage: Eukaryota; Metazoa; Cnidaria; Anthozoa; Actiniaria; Aiptasiidae
Product: 60S ribosomal protein L18
Exons: 7
Coding region: 28-594 (188 amino acids)
Biological process (GO): translation
Cellular component (GO): cytosolic large ribosomal subunit; ribosome
Molecular function (GO): structural constituent of ribosome; RNA binding
Source: RefSeq, a predicted model, not a curated record